This is a messenger RNA of Lepisosteus oculatus (spotted gar), 721 nucleotides long. The record is from RefSeq and is a predicted model, not a curated record. NCBI's taxonomy places the organism in Eukaryota, Metazoa, Chordata, Actinopteri, Semionotiformes, Lepisosteidae.
AUGAGAUUUAAGGAACAAAACCUUUUAUGUCGUUCUCCCGGAGCAGGUCGCUUCCUGGAUGAGGGGAGUAGGGUGUACUCGCCCUCUGCCAGCUACAUCCCGUUCGGGGCAGGGAUCCGCGUGUGCCUCGGGGAAACCCUGGCCAAGAUGGAACUGUUCCUCUUCCUGUCCUGGAUCCUCCAGCGCUUCACUCUGGAGGUGCCACCUGAUCAGCCCCUCCCUGACCUGCAGGGCAAAUUCGGGGUCGUCCUCCAGAUUCAGAAGUACCACGUGCACGCGAGACUCAGGAACGCUUGGGCAGAAGGCUAAGACCUGGUAGUACAGAGCGGGAUAUUAUUUUGAAGGUGGGAUGGUAGUAAGGACUGUUCUUUUUGUUGGUGCUGUGGGUUAACUUAGUCUUAAGAUCUUAGGGAACUACUUUUUUUCCUUUUUUGCUCUUCAUACUGGGUGCUAUCUAUUGCAUAUAACGACUCAGUUAACAGUCAGAGCUGUUUUUGUAGCAGGCUAGCUUCAACUUCCAGAUCUUCAGUUCCCAAUGGACUAAAUCAACUGUUUUAUUUGCCAAAUUCUAAGGUUGUAACUAUGCACAUCCUUUUCAUGUGUUAAGGUGUUUUUUCCCCCCAUUUUAUGAUAUUUUUAUUAGAGGCAUCCCUGGUGGUGUACGUCUGAAUAUUUGAAAUGUUUUCUUGGAAGAAUUAAAGGUUUCACACCGAUUACAUCA